Messenger RNA from Ciona intestinalis (vase tunicate), 1719 nucleotides. The record is from RefSeq and is a predicted model, not a curated record. Lineage: Eukaryota; Metazoa; Chordata; Ascidiacea; Phlebobranchia; Cionidae.
AUGAGAGGAUGUCAACAUCAUAGAUACUGUAGUUACACGCGUUACUAUUAUACUGCCAUUUGUUAGACCGAAUAAAAUGCUACACAGACAAGCAUCUCGAUUACUAAACUACUCUAAAGUGCAAGGACGAUACGUUUCAAUUAAAAAGUACAGCAAUGAAGCUGAGACUAGAGCAAUAAUUCUUGGACUCCAUACACCAAAAGAAAAAGGAUCAGACUCAAAUUCUACUUCAAAAAUAUCUGUAAAAGAAAUCAAAGGAACUGAAUCGUUUAAUUUUUACAACAAAAAAUGGAACAAUGAUCUAACAGAUCUGGUAAGUAUCGGGAAUCCCCUCAAAGCAGGACAAGCUCGGACAUUCUAUGGAAAAAAAGAUGAGUUUUCAGCAGUCACUGUUGUUGGCAUCGCUGAAAGUGACCCAGAAGUUAAAUCAUCAGAGCUAAUUGAUGAUGAGAAAGAAAACAUGAGACUGGCAGUAGCAGCUGGAAUAAAAAGCUACAAAGAUUCUGGUUUCUCCUCACUUCACGUUGAUGCAGCAGUUUCACCACUAGGUGCUGCUGAAGGGGCAUUUCUCGCAUCAUGGAGUUACAAGGAGAAAGAACGAAACAAAUUUCCUUCAACAAUAUCACCAUUGCAAGAACAAGAUGAACAGGAAUGGAAUGUAGGAAAAGUUUACGCAGAUUGUCAAAACUUUGCUCGCUUUUUAAUGGAGAGUCCGGCAAACUUAAUGACACCAACUCUAUUUGCUGAGAAUGUAAGCAAAGCAUUUGAAGAUGCUAAAAAAGACACAAAAGGAAGUAUUGAAGUUUUUGUUCGAGAUCGUGAUUGGAUUGAGAAGGAAAACAUGGGAGCGUUCCUUAGUGUGAGCAAUGGAUCAGAUGAACCACCAAAGUUUGUAGAAAUCCACUAUAAAAGUGAAAACUUCAAUGGUAAACCAUUAGUAUUGGUUGGGAAAGGAGUUACAUUUGAUUGUGGUGGUAUAAGUAUCAAACCUUCACAAGCGAUGGAUGAAAUGAGGGCCGAUAUGGGUGGAGCUGCUACUGUUACUUCUGCUAUUUUAGGAGCAUGCAAACUGAAUGCACCAGGACAUAUUAUUGGGUUGAUUCCUCUAUGUGAGAACAUGGUGAACGGAAAAGCAACCAAACCUGGUGAUGUGGUCACUGCAAGAAAUGGAACACAAAUACAGGUAGACAAUACAGAUGCUGAAGGAAGAUUGUUGCUAGCAGAUGCAUUGCUAUAUGGACAGGAUUUCAAACCUACUGCUAUACUUAAUGCUGCUACACUAACAGGGGCAAUAGUUGUUGCAUUGGGCACUGCUGUAACUGGGGUGUAUUCAAACAAUGAAUUGCUAUGGAAUCAACUACAAAAUGCAGGGCAAAGCACGGGUGAUCGAAUGUGGAGAAUGCCUUUGUUAAAGCAUUAUUCAAGUCAGGUGAAGCCAUCACAGCUUGCGGAUAUCAACAAUGUUGGUACUGGUGGCAGGGGAGGUGGUUCAUGCACUGCAGCAGCUUUCUUGCACCAUUUUGUUGACCAAGGGGUAAAAUGGGCACAUCUUGAUAUAGCUGGUGUGAUGUCUACCAAUGGUAGCGAUCUACCAUACCUAUGCAAAGGAAUGGCUGGAAGGCCAACACGUACACUUCUAGAAUUUAUCCGCAAUUAUGAAUCUUAAAAAUCCACAAUUAUGAAUCAUAAAAUCGAAAUAAAAGCAUAUGGAACUGCUUG